Cantharellus anzutake is the source of this 1644-nucleotide messenger RNA. RefSeq lists its product as uncharacterized. Bases 1 to 1644 code for a protein of 547 amino acids. Lineage: Eukaryota; Fungi; Basidiomycota; Agaricomycetes; Cantharellales; Hydnaceae. The record is from RefSeq and is a predicted model, not a curated record. Gene Ontology annotation, biological process: mRNA splicing, via spliceosome. Gene Ontology annotation, cellular component: U2-type spliceosomal complex; U12-type spliceosomal complex; catalytic step 2 spliceosome. The transcript has 8 exons.
AUGAACGGGAAUAAAAAGAUAAAGAAUAAGGCUGCUUUACGGCGUGCUAAAGCCAAGGAGAAGAAGGCGGCUACCCAAAUUAUGGAGUACGUCCCUGAGCAGUUGGAUGUCACUGCUGCUGGCAUCGAAGCAUUCUCCAAUGUCUUUGCGCGCUUUCAGGCAGCAUCUCAAGAAUAUUCCGAUGUGGUUGAGGAGCCAUCCAAAGGCGAAAUUAUCUACUCAGACGAGGAGCAGGAAUCGGAUGAAGGAUCUGACGCCGAGGCACCAAAACCCCUAUCCAAGAAAAAACAGCGGAAGGCAAAUCGGCUAUCCGUUGCUGAACUGAAGCAACUUGUGAAGAAACCAGAAGUUGUUGAAUGGACAGAUGUGUCUGCCUUGGACCCUCGACUAUUGCUACAUCUCAAAAGCACAAGAAAUUCUAUUCCUAUCCCGCAGCAUUGGAGUGCCAAACGGGACUACCUUCAGGGGAAACGCGGUAUAGAGAAAGCACCCUUUCAACUCCCCGCGUUCAUUGCCGACACUGGCAUUGGAACCAUGCGGGAUGCGAUCAAGGAAAAGGAGGCCAAUAUGUCGUUAAAGGCAAAGACCCGUGAGAGAGUGCAGCCAAAAAUGGGUAAAAUGGACAUUGACUACCAAAAACUACAUGACGCAUUCUUCAAGUACCAGACAAAGCCCCCCUUGACGUUGUUCGGUGAAGUGUAUUAUGAAGGGAAAGAAUUUGAGACAUCUCUCAAGGAGAAGCGACCCGGUGAACUUUCCCCCGAACUUGUUGAAGCACUCUCCAUCCCUCCCCUUGCACCCCCUCCGUGGCUUAUUGCCAUGCAACGAUUUGGCCCCCCGCCAAGUUAUCCUACACUUCGGAUACCUGGGUUGAAUGCGCCGAUCCCAGAAGGGGCUCAAUGGGGUUUUCACCCAGGUGGUUGGGGCAAGCCGCCACUCGAUGAGUACAACCGGCCGUUGUACGGUGAUGUGUUUGGUGUCCUCCCUAAACCUGUAGAUCAGAGCUCCGGUGAGCCAAUUGAUCGUACCCUAUGGGGCGAGCCUGAUCCGGAAGAAGAUGAAGAGCCGGAGGAAAGUGAGGAAGAGUCUGAUGAAGAGGAAACAACUGAAAUUGUUGCCACUGAUGGAAUGCAAACUCCGUCUGGGCUCGAAACACCUAGCGGGAUGCACAGUGUCGUGUCUACCGUCCCAGGUGGCCUCGAAACACCGGACUUCCUUGAACUUCGCAAGGGUCGUGCCCAAUCUGAAGUUUCGGAUACAUCUUCAUCCAACCGCACACUGUAUCAAGUCGUUCCGGAACGACAGGCAAACAUUCGCGGGCUCAUGGGCAGUGAACGUGCAUAUGAUGUGUCUGGUCUUGCCAACUCAGUGAACGCGCCUGUUCUCGGGGCUGAUGACCGUGGAUCCAAGCGGAAGGCCAACGGAGUGGAUGUAUCGAUUGAUUCUGCCGAAGAAUUAGAGGGGCUGACAGAGGCGCAGCUACGGGCGAAGUAUGAGGCUGCAUCGCGUGGAAGUGCAGGUGUUCCUGGGGCUGGGAAUCGGGAAGACUAUUCGGACAUGAUUGCGAAAGAAAUGGCAAAGAAGAAGCAGAAGAUGGAGAAAGAGAGGAGUUCCCGUGGAAAAGAGAAGGAAUUCAAGUUCUAG